CAUAAAUUUUAGUUCCAAUAAAACAUAUUUUUAAGAAAUGAUAAAAAUAUAGACUUGCUAGGGUGAUUAAAGUAUAGAUCAAGAGAAAGAAAUCAUUUGUAGUUUUGAACAAUUUUAAACAGAGGUUAGUGCCUAAAGACAAGAAACUAAAAUAAGAAAAAAUAAAAAUAAUAAUGAAAUCAGUAGUUUGAAAAAAAAGUUUUCAAUAACUUUUAGGGAUGAGAUUUUUCCUGAAGAAGGUCUUGUUGAUGUUUAGAUAGUUGAGAAUUGGAAAAUAUAUAAUGUAAAUUAAGAAAAAGCAGCAAUAGCUGAUGAUUGUUUAUGUUUUAUCUUAUGA
Molecule: messenger RNA, 337 nt
Organism: Paramecium sonneborni
Lineage: Eukaryota; Ciliophora; Oligohymenophorea; Peniculida; Parameciidae
Source: the annotation of a GenBank genome assembly